Molecule: messenger RNA, 1505 nt
Organism: Carassius carassius (crucian carp)
Lineage: Eukaryota; Metazoa; Chordata; Actinopteri; Cypriniformes; Cyprinidae
Gene: guca1d
Product: guanylate cyclase activator 1d
Exons: 4
Coding region: 385-957 (190 amino acids)
Molecular function (GO): calcium ion binding; calcium sensitive guanylate cyclase activator activity
Source: RefSeq, a predicted model, not a curated record
CUAUUUAAGCUUUAAACGUAUUUUGUAAAAAUAAGAGUUAAAGUCUUCAUUGAGAGAUGGCUGGAUCAGUAUAACUGUUAGAUCUCCCAGGACUGUAAGAAAGCCUAGUGUGAGGUGGCCUCUGAUGCACUCUGCACUACAAUGACCGCACAAACGGUUCAUCUGCAGGCUGAACGCUCUUAUACAAGCAUUAUCUACUCUGUGCCAGUUACUCUUUAACGGUCAGGCCUUGCCAUUAUCCCAUUAGCAGUAGUUAUUUUAAGGCGUCACCUCUUUUUAUUGGUACCUGGAUCUAAUAGGUUCAGACAAUCAGUAUCCUGGAGGCCAGUCUGCACUUCGCCGUCGGAGCUCACAGGCCUGCGACCUCCUGGACCAGCGAGGGUCAUGGGGAACACACACACAAGUAUGGAAGACAUCCUCGCUGAGGACAUGCACCACUGGUAUAACAAGUUCAUGCAGGAGUCUCCAUCAGGCCUGAUCACACUUUUUGAGCUCAAGUCCAUCCUGGGACUGCAGGGGAUGAAUGAGGAUGCCAACAGUUAUGUGGACCAAGUGUUCUUCACUUUCGACAUGGAUGGGGAUGGAUACAUCAAUUUUGUGGAAUAUAUCGCUGCUAUCAGCUUAAUGCUCAAGGGAGAAAUCAACCAGAAGCUCAAAUGGUACUUUAAACUUUUUGACCAGGAUGGCAAUGGAAAAAUUGACAAGGAUGAAUUGGAAACAAUAUUUACUGCUAUACAAAACAUUACAAGAAAUCGUGAAAUUGUGCCAGAGGAAGUAGUGGCUCUUAUAUUUGAAAAGAUUGAUGUUAACGGGGAAGGGGAACUGACGCUUGAGGAGUUCAUUGAAGGAGCCAAAGAUCAUCCUGACAUUAUGGAUAUGCUGAAGAAACUGAUGGACCUCACCCCAGUCCUGGUCAUUAUUAUCGAAGGGCGACAGAAACCAAUCAAUGGGAGUUAGGUGGGUUAAACGUCAACUUAAGGACAGAGAAACCAGAAAAUUCCCCACCUGAAAACCAAAUGAUUUCAGAGUUUGGUAUUCCCAUUCUUGAGGAACAGAUGCAGCUUCCCACCACACCUGUGUGAUCUCUUCAACAGAAAAACAUGGGGAACUUAGACUUUUGCCCAAGAAUUGUGCUGUCUGACCCCAGUGGAGAUACCAAGCCUUGCAUCUGAGCUGUCCUCAGCUGAACAUUGAUCUUCUAAUGCUAUAAGGGUUUCAAGAGACUAAGGAACUGCUGACAAGGCUUAGGAGUGAGCAAUGUGGCGCUUUUAAAGGAAAGGCUCAGUGGAGAACACUGAGCGCAUGCCUAGUGACUUUCAUUAGGUGAGCACAUCAUCUGUUUAUGGCAUUACUAUAUUGCUCUGAGAGUGAACUCUGAGACAGUCCAUUGCCGAUGUGGCCUGAAUUGACCUUAAAACUGUGAAAUUAAUGUAUAUAGACUAUAGAGCAGUGGUUCUCAACUGUUUUACAAUGGACCUCUAAUGACAACCCAAAUUUACUGUACA